Molecule: messenger RNA, 294 nt
Organism: Sphenostylis stenocarpa
Lineage: Eukaryota; Viridiplantae; Streptophyta; Magnoliopsida; Fabales; Fabaceae
Source: the annotation of a GenBank genome assembly
AUGACUCAUAAUAUAGUGACUGAAAAUGUAAAUACCGCGGAGGAACAUAACGUGUCUCUGGCGUCUAUUGCUAUUCAAAAGGGUCGUACUGCUGAUGCGAGACACCUAAAAUGGAGUGGAGAUGGAUCAACUGAAGCCAGUUUAGACAGCGAUGAUCUUGAUUGUGACUGGAAAAAAUCAAAUGGUGAUCCUGCUCCGAAAGAUCUUCUGGUGGCAUUCGGGGAAUCUGACAACAGAGGUUCGUACACAGGAUUUCUGUUUUUGGCUUGUGUUAUUGACAAGGUCCUGUCGUAG